AGUUGUGAUUUCUGAAAAAUCUAGAGUUUACUGCUUUGUUUGCCUUAUCAUGCUAAUUUCGCAAUUGAUAUAGUAUUUUGUGUAAUACUUGUGAUGUUCAGAGGCUGUAUGGAGCCUUUCUUUCUUUUUAUUUUGAAUAAAUAAUUCGAUUGUAAAUGUCCGUGUCUUUGUGUGUCCUACGUAUUGAAAUCGACGAAGAUCUGCCUGAAAUGGGCGACAAUCCCACUGAAAUGGAAGCUGCCAAGGAGCAAAAGAAAAGGGACCGGGGCGCAAGGGAGUCAAAGACCAUCACAGUAGAAACAUACGCUAGUGUCCUCACAGGACCCAACACAGAUACUGGGAUAUUACCAACCAGCACCAGGCGUUCUCCACCUGAGAACAGCAUUUCUGAAGAAGAGGAUACCAUUAGCUUCUUCUGUGGCAACCCUCUUGUUGAAGUUACUAAGGGUAUACUGCAUCUUUACAAAGAAAAUGAAAUGAAGGAGGCAGAAGAAGCCAAGACCCUCUGCUUGCUGUCUGUGCCGGGAGCACUGGGCGCUCCAGAUCUGCUGGCCUUUGCAGCAGCCUGCCAGCAAGAUAUUGCUCAUGUGAGGGUGCUGCGAGAUGGCUCUCCAGAUCACUACAUGGCAUUGUUUACUUUCCGCACGAGCGCGGCGGCGCGCGAGUUCCACGAGACGUUCGACGGGGUGCCGUACAGCAGCCUGGAGCCCGGCGCGCUGUGCCACAUGGCGUGGGUGUCGCGCGCCGACUGGGGCCGCACGGGGGCGCCUCCCGCCGCGCACACGGAGCUGCCCACGUGCCCCGUGUGCCUGGAGCGCAUGGACGAGAGCGUGGCGGGCGUGCUGAGCGUGCAGUGCGCGCACGCCUUCCACGCGUCCUGCCUCGUGCGCUGGCGCGACGCGCGCUGCCCCGUGUGCCGCUGCGCGCAGACCCCCGAGCCGCGCGCCCGCGCCGUCUGCUUCCAGUGCGAGCGAGCUGAAGAGGAUGGUGACGAGACGAGGGAGAACAUCAGUGGCGUGGCGGAAGGCUUGCUGGACGGCGUGGACGCCGGCACUCUGUGGAUCUGUCUCAUCUGCGGGAACGUGGGCUGCGGCAGAUACGAGGGCGGCCACGCUGCCAAACAUUUCUUAGCUUCCAAUCACACAUACGCUUUGCAGUUGGGCUCCAACCGAGUUUGGGAUUAUGCUGGUGACAACUUCGUCCACCGUCUCGUCCAAAACAAAGCAGACGGCAAGUUAGUGGCUGCUGAGGGAGGGUUCACAUCUGAAGACUCGGCGUGUGGGGGGGAGAAGCUGGACUCAGCACAGCUGGAGUUCACAUACAUACUGACGCAGCAGCUGGACAGCCAGAGGAUGUUCUACGAGGAGAAGAUGAACAAAAUGGAAGCAGAGCACAUAGCAGAGACUGAAAAGCUCCGCUUCAGGGCGACAGAAGCGGAGGCGACCUCCUCCAAGCUGAGCGAACAAGUCUCCACACUCACCAAGGAAAACAAAACUUUGGAGAGGAAACUGAACCAAGUUACUAACAAAUUAUCGGUACUACAAAACGAGUUGUCUGAAGAGAGAGGCUUGGCAGCAGCUUUAGCUAGCAGUCAGGCGGAGUGGCAGGCCAGGGCUAAACUGCGUGAAGAGAAUUUCGUAAAAGAGGUAACAGAACUGAAAGAGCAGCUCCGUGACGUGAUGUUCUUCGUGGAAGCUCGUGGACAGCUGCAGACACAAGCCGGCGCAUCAAGUGAAGAGAUCGCCGAUGCUCAGGUCACUGUAGCCGCCCCGCCUAAACCGCGCAGGCGACGUCGGUAGACAGACUUAGUGAUGUUCCCAAUAUGAUAUCUAUCUGUGGAUUUGGCUACUAUAGAUAGUUUGACAUUAGCCCCAUAUAAGUGAGGUAAACUUCUUUCUCUAGGAAGCAAAACUACAGACGAUAAAAUAUUGGGAACCGUUAGUGUUCUGCGCUUAUGUGAUGCUACAGAUUAUGUUUUUGAACUGUGCUCAUCAGAAGUUGGUUAUUUAAGGUUUGUUUAGUAAUGUAAUGGUGUGAGAUAAGUUAUUCAAAUUAUUUGUUCAUCGGAUUUUUAUGGCGAAAAAUUAUGUAAGUUUUGGAAUUAUUGGAGAAUUCUAUAUCCUGCGUAUUUAAGCAUAUUGCCAAUGCGUAACAAAGUUUAGAUUAAUUUUAAUAUAUUUUGGGCCAUUACUUCAAUAGAAUAAUGUGAUGUUUAAAAGGUCUAAAUGUUGGAAAGUAGCUUUCACAUAAGCCUAGUUAUUAAAUAUAUUUAAAAUGUGGCUAUAAUUUUGGAUUUCCCUUACAAAAACCAAAAGUUCUAAUAAUAAUAAAUGUUGUAUGUUGUUCACCGAUUCAGUGAGUUUGAAUGGAAACUUGUAAAUAAUAAGUCUUCUCUAAAAGUCGCUACUCUGUGUUCACAAUAACGCUAUCUCGUUUUAUUCGAAUAAGAAAACAAAGAUGGCAGAGAUUCCAAUUUUAAAUUAGUGUUGUCACAUUUUGUACUAUGAGGGUAUGCAAGCAGCUCUUUUGUCUCGACUGCUGCAAAUCACUGUGAUAAAUGUUCAUAGAUUGUAAGUGAAAAUAUUAUUUCUAUGUAUUUUGUGUCUAAAUGUAUGUGCUUACAGGUAAUAAUAAAUCUAAGGAUUUGUGUUGUAAAACUGGUAGCACUUGGCAAAUUGUAGAUCUAAAACAUUUUAAUUACUCUAUGGUUAAUAAAGGUGAUUUUUAUGAA
This is a messenger RNA of Helicoverpa armigera (cotton bollworm), 2731 nucleotides long. RefSeq names its product BRCA1-associated protein. The transcript is spliced from 10 exons. The record is from RefSeq and is a predicted model, not a curated record. Bases 156 to 1799 code for a protein of 547 amino acids. Gene Ontology annotation, cellular component: cytoplasm. Lineage: Eukaryota; Metazoa; Arthropoda; Insecta; Lepidoptera; Noctuidae. Gene Ontology annotation, molecular function: ubiquitin protein ligase activity; zinc ion binding. Gene Ontology annotation, biological process: Ras protein signal transduction; protein ubiquitination.